AUCCUCCUUGCGCUGCUACACUUUUCCUUAACAACACACCUCAUAUUGUAUAGCCCACAUCAACCGCCAACAUGCGCGCCGUCGUAUUCAAAGGCGUCGGCCAGGUCGCCGUCGAAGACCGACCCCAGCCGACCAUCCAGGAACCUACCGACGUCAUCGUCAAGGUCAAGUACACAGCGCUCUGCGGCAGCGAGCUGCACGUCUUUCGCGGCCAUCAAAAGUCCCCCACGGGGUUCAUCAUGGGCCACGAGUUCACGGGGACGGUGCACGCCGUCGGGUCGGCUGUCACGUCCUUCCAGCCGGGCGACCUACUCGUGUCCCCGUUCACCAUCAGCUGCGGACAGUGCUUCUACUGCCAGCAGGGGUACUCGUCACGCUGCGAGCGCUGCCUCCUCUAUGGAACGUCUGCGCUCGACGGCGGGCAGGCUGAGUAUGUCCGCGUGCCCCUGGCCGAGACGACAGCGGUCAAGGCACCGGCUGGAAUUGACGAGAAGAAGCUGUGUCUGAUGGCGGACAUCUUCCCCACAGGGUACCAUGCCGCCAAAGCUGGGCUUGGUGACAUGCCAGCCCAGAGAGCCAGGGACAACGUCGUGGUGCUGUUCGGCUGCGGACCCGUCGGUCUCUGUGCACUAGUCGCUGCGCUCGAGUACCAGCCAAAGGCCCUGCUGGCUGUGGAUGGCGUGGCGUCUCGUCUCGCGCAGGCAAAGGACCUUGGCGCUGAGCCAUGGAACUACCAGACGCAAAGGGAUGAACUUGAAGCGCGGGUGCGCGAGCUGACGGACGGUCGUGGCGCCGACGUGGUCAUCGAGGUGGUCGGGCACAGCUCGGCGCUCGACCUGGGCUUUCAGCUUCUGCGGCCCUGGGGCACGAUUUCUAGCGUGGGCGUGCACAAUGGGGAGAUUCCGUGGACGGGGAACCAGGCGUAUGGGAAGAAUCUGACGAUUAAAAUGGGCCGAUGCCCUGUGAGGAGUCUGUUCCCCGAGGCGCUGGAGCUUCUCGAGAAGAAGCAGCAUUUGUUCGGCUUCAUGACGGAUACGAUCAUGCCACUGAGCGAUGCUGUGGAGGGGUACGACUUGUUUGACAAGAUGAAGGCGCAAAAGGUGAUUUUCGACGCGGAGAAGUGACGGUUCGGGGAUCAGUGUGUCCUGGAUUCAUAUUGCACAAACGUUUUUGUCUAAACGCCACAAGACCUGCGUGCCAUUUUGACACAAGGCCAUGCCACGGGUAUGAAGUGAAGGACCGAGCUUCUCGUGAGCCGCCUAGAAGCACGUCUGCUUCAGAAAGGUCAUGAGACCGAUAGCCCAUGUCCAGUUCAUGAUGCAGCUGUCCAC
Messenger RNA from Emericellopsis atlantica, 1331 nucleotides. Its product is annotated as chaperonin 10-like protein. Bases 72 to 1124 code for a protein of 350 amino acids. The transcript has 3 exons. Gene Ontology annotation, molecular function: oxidoreductase activity; zinc ion binding. Lineage: Eukaryota; Fungi; Ascomycota; Sordariomycetes; Hypocreales; Bionectriaceae. The record is from RefSeq and is a predicted model, not a curated record.